Messenger RNA from Vairimorpha ceranae, 135 nucleotides. RefSeq lists its product as hypothetical. The transcript has a single exon. Lineage: Eukaryota; Fungi; Microsporidia; Nosematidae. The coding region runs from base 1 to 135 and encodes 44 amino acids. The record is from RefSeq and is a predicted model, not a curated record.
AUGGUAUCAGUUAUAAAUUAUAAGGAGGAAUAUAAUGCAAUAAUGGCCAUCCUUUUAAAGCUGCCGUUUGGAACUGAUUUGAGUAGAUACCAAGAAUUAAGCUUUGUAAGAAAUCGGAACACUUUCCUGUACUAA